AUGCAUGGAAUGCCAACUUUCUUUUCACCUGGACAACUGGAGGACAUGUUGUUGUUGUUACUGGAGAUGGAACAAAUGAUGCCCCUACUCUACAUGAGAGAGAGUAAACCGAAGCUUGAGGAUUUAUUACAGAAGUGGUCUGAAUGGCAUAAUCGACAUCAAUCUUCAUCUCAUGAUUCAAACGUUGAGGUGGAAUCUGGUGAAUGGAUGUAUUUUCCAGCUCUUAAUGUUGGUCUAGAUAAACCUUCUACACUGCUAUCAAUUCAGUAUCACCACUUUGUUAAAAAGACUAAAAUAGUACCCCCUAUGUUGCCAUCUGAAACAUGUGUAUUGUUUUGUGUAGUCAUUCUGGAUGGAUGGGCAAACUAG
Molecule: messenger RNA, 369 nt
Organism: Lactuca saligna
Lineage: Eukaryota; Viridiplantae; Streptophyta; Magnoliopsida; Asterales; Asteraceae
Source: the annotation of a GenBank genome assembly